GUUUGGCUCCAUUGUAUUUCAAGGUGGGCGAAGUAACCCAACUGAUAGAUUGCGUUCCUCCUUGAACCCUCGCUUCUGCCAAAAUUCCAUCUUCCUUAAGAUUUGCUCGCAAAUAACUCCCAUCUCUGUUCGAUCUAUCUCCUUCCUUCGCUGUUUUGAGAUGAGGCUUUCACAGUCCCCUUCAGUUAACAACGGCAUGUAGCCUCUUUUCUCUGCUUCUAAGAUUCCGGCAAACACAGCCCUCGUCUCUGCCUCCUCCGGUCUACACAAUCCCUUCUCCCAUCGUGUAAACCCAAACACAGAAGGAGCCAUUCCAGUCUCUAAUCACCCCUCCCAGACCAAUUCCAUAUUUCCAAUUUGGGUAAACUUAGAAUUGUGAGAGAGAUUAGGAAAACCAUGGCAGCUCGCAAGAGAGCUUCAGCACCCGCGGCGGCCCCUGCCAAUGCUGCUGCCACUGUUUCCAACGGCGACAAGGCCGAGCAAAAACCCAAGGAAGCUUCAGAUCCGCCGAUCGCGCCACCGAAAUUGGGGUUUAUCUUGAAGCUCUCCCUCUUUCUUUUAGCGCCCUACUUCUAUUUCUUCUUCUACCACUACGAGAUCCAGCAGGAGCUCCAAAAAUCCAUCCUCAUCAAUGCUGCGCUUAGCCUUGCGGGCUUCUUUCUCACGGUCAAGAUGAUCCCUGUGGCCUCUAGAUACGUGCUGAGGAGGAAUCUGUUUGGUUAUGAUAUCAACAAGAAGGGCACUCGUCAAGGGACGGUCAAAGUGCCGGAGUCAUUGGGUAUUGUUGUUGGAAUAGUCUUCUUGGUGUUGGCGAUCAUAUUUCAAUAUUUUAACUUCACUGCAGAUUCCAUUUGGCUUGUGGAAUACAAUGCUGCAUUAGCAUGCAUAUGCUUCAUGACACUGCUAGGAUUUGUUGAUGAUGUCCUUGAUAUCCCCUGGAGAGUGAAAUUGCUCUUACCAUCAUUUGCUGCACUCCCCUUGCUAAUGGCGUAUGCUGGACAUACAACUAUUCUCAUACCAAAGCCUUUGACUCAAUAUGUUGGAGUCGAUGUGUUGGACCUAGGCUGGAUAUAUAAGUUAUAUAUGGGGCUUCUGGUUGUUUUCUGCACAAAUUCUAUCAAUAUCCAUGCGGGUAUAAAUGGGCUUGAAGUUGGACAAACAGUUGUGAUUGCAUCUGCUAUUUUGGUACACAACAUCAUGCAAAUCGGAGCAUCAAUUGAUCCCGAGAAGCAACAGGCCCAUGCCUUCUCAAUUUAUCUUGUUCAACCAUUGCUCGCAACCUCCUUGGCCUUACUCUCGUACAAUUGGUACCCUUCUUCUGUUUUCGUUGGGGACACCUACACUUACUUUGCCGGGAUGACAAUGGCUGUUGUUGGGAUUUUAGGUCAUUUCAGUGAAACGCUGCUGAUUUUCUUUCUGCCUCAAGUGAUAAACUUUCUGUUAUCACUCCCUCAGCUAGCUGGUAUUGUCCAUUGUCCACGUCAUCGUCUUCCUAGGUUUGAUCCUGACACAGGAUUACUAACUGGAACAAAGGAUGGAACGGUGGUUAAUGUUUACUUGAGAUUUUUCGGCAAGAAGAAGGAAAACUCACUAUGCAUUCAUCUUCUUCUCGUUCAGGCUGUUGGUUGCGGCUUUUGUUUCUUUUUGAGGUACUUGCUCACUGGCUGGUACAAAUGAGGCUUUGCUGAAAGGAUCUCUCCGAGUCUUUUAGCUUAUCGGUUACCAGUUAGCCAGUUCAGUUGUACGAUUUUAAUUUAUACAUGCACUUGUACCUGUGCCGUGCUUUGCUAGUAACUUAGGAACUAGGAAAUGACCGAGUGUUUCACAGGACCACCAUGGAGUUUCAAGUUUUGUUUCUUACUUCAUGUUCAUGGAUGGAGAGGAUCUUGAUGUUGCUAACAUUACAUAUAGAAGAUAACAUAGUAUUGCUUGUUCAGUUCCAUCUCAUAUUUUUGCCUAUACUCUCUUGCUUCGUGAACAACUUGUUGAUAUCUCAAGC
Messenger RNA from Linum tenue, 1999 nucleotides. NCBI's taxonomy places the organism in Eukaryota, Viridiplantae, Streptophyta, Magnoliopsida, Malpighiales, Linaceae. The record is from the annotation of a GenBank genome assembly.